AUGAGGGUAAAUCAGCUUAUUUGGGAUAAUUUACAACCAAAUACUAGGUCACAAGACCUUCGAUUUCAAAAGGUACAAACAGCUUUGAUCAAAGGCAUAGCGGCAAUUGUUCGCACCACUGACACAGCGCUGGCACAUGUGACCACCUUGCCCGCGGGGAAGGAGAUUGUUGAAAGCAUGACUGAUGCUAUUGCUUUGUGUGCUCAUGCGAAUUCUGAGCUUAAUAUUCAUCGAAAGGAGUUGAUAAAACCGGACCUUCACAAAGAUUACAAGCAUUUGUGCUCGGCCUCAUUGCCUUCGUCUUCCCAGUUGUUUGGGGAUGAUCUCUCCAAGCAGGUCAAGGACCUUACAGAGGUCAAUAAAGUCGGUCGGAAAAUGGCCAGAGCCCCGGCUUACAGUUAUCAGGGACGAAAUCGUAACAUACGACCUAGGCCUUUUUUAGGCGAAAGACAGGUAGAGAGUGCGUCACUACCCUUCCACAACAAGAGGCAUCAACGAGGCAAGUUCAAAAAAUUUGCAAGCUGAGUUCAUCUACUGCCGAAAAGGUAAGUCGAACAUUUUGUCAUAGUAUAAAAAUAGGGGGUAGACUGAAACAAUUUAUUCACUUUUGGGAAAAAUUGACAUCUGAUAAAUUCAUACUUGAAACAAUAGCAGGCUAUAAAAUUGAAUUCAAGCCUGAGGCGAUCUGUGGCCAUAAUUGGUCUCGCAAUCCUGAAACAAAAUUUAAUGAUAAAGAACAAUGCAUCAUAGACAGUGAAAUUGAUAAACUUAUGUGCAAGGGAGUAAUUGAAGUUACACAGCACUGUCAAGGGGAAUUCAUUUCCCCAAUUUUCAUUUGUGCCAAGAAAGAUGGCAGCCAUAGACUGAUAUUAAACCUCAAAGAGUUGAACACCAAUGUUGAAUAUCACCAUUUUAAAAUGGAAACCCUACAGUUGGCUGUUGCUCUAAUGAGACCAGGGUGCCAUAUGGCAUCGAUUGACCUCUGA
Messenger RNA from Paramuricea clavata, 986 nucleotides. The record is from the annotation of a GenBank genome assembly. Lineage: Eukaryota; Metazoa; Cnidaria; Anthozoa; Malacalcyonacea; Plexauridae.